Vigna umbellata (rice bean) is the source of this 1504-nucleotide messenger RNA. Its product is annotated as transcription factor bHLH18-like. NCBI's taxonomy places the organism in Eukaryota, Viridiplantae, Streptophyta, Magnoliopsida, Fabales, Fabaceae. Gene Ontology annotation, molecular function: protein dimerization activity. The record is from RefSeq and is a predicted model, not a curated record.
UUCAAGCUCUGAUAUACUGGUAAAUUAGCAAGUGGAACAAGCACUUUCGGACACGUAAUAAAGUAUGUCUACAAAUUGAAGAAUCUGCGCUGGGGUGCUGCCCUCUAUAAAUCUAAAAGGCCCAACUUGUGAGUUCUUUUCCAUAGAUUGGGUUCGCGUUUAGGUAUUCAGAUUUUGCUGGAAGAGGAACCAUUCGUACUCUCAUCGUGCUUGCGGAAACUGAAGCAAAAUUUGUAACAGGAUGACCUCAAUGGAGGAAUCGUGGACUAGUUGGCUCUGUGAUAUGGAGCCAGAUGAUUACAGUUUCAUCGGUCAAUCAGACACAAAGGUGGAGGAUGUUAAUGGAAGUUUAGCAUCUCCUCGUGAUAUAGCCACUGCAUUAGAAGAGAAUCCGCAGAGCUCAUUUUCCACUGAGAGUCACUCUUCAGUGACUGAGAGUGGCAUAGAAGAGAGGCCUUUGAAGUUAAUCAAGACAUGCACUUCAAACUCUGCCAAAACAGACCAACUCUCACAAAUGAGAGCUUCCACACCCUGCUCCUAUAUUCUUUCCUUUGACAACACCAAUCCACCAACACCUAAGGUUGAAUCGGCUAUAAAGCCAGAAACCAAGGUUGUGAAACGUGGGAUAGCUCUGCCUUCAAAGAAUGAACCAAAACGUGUUACUCAGGAGAGCAAGAAAACGGGCUCAUCAGCCAGAUCUUCUCAUCACACACAAGAUCACAUAAUUGCCGAGAGAAUGAGGAGAGAAAAGAUUAGCCAGCAGUUCAUAGCCCUCUCAUCCCUUAUUCCAGACCUCAAAAAGAUGGACAAGGUGUCUGUAUUGGUGGAAGCUAUAAGGUACGUGAAGGAGUUGAAGGAAAAAGUGAAAGUGAUGGAGGAACAGGGCAAAAGGAAAAGCCAUGAACCGGUGACGUGUGGGAAGAAAGCUCAGGUUUGUGCUGCCGCGGACGAGGAUGUCUCAGACACUUCAUCAAAUUCCGGUGAGUUCGGAAAUUCUGACGAUCCCUCAUCCAAAACAAAUCUGUUACUGCCAGAAGUAGAAGCAAGGGUGUCAAAGAAGAACGUGCUGAUUCGAAUCCUCUGCGAGAAAGAAAAGGCAGUGUUGGCGAACAUUUUUAGAGAGGUAGAGAAACUUCAUCUCUCAGUCAUCUAUAGCAGCGCCUUAUCUUUCGGCUCCUCUGUUCUCGACACAACCAUCGUAGCCGAGAUGGAAGAUGAAUUCAACAUGAGCGUGAAGGAACUGGCUGGAAAUCUGAGAGUAGGACUGAUGCAGUUUAUGUAGAGUAUGCAGAAGACUGAGCUGCAAUAAAGACCAGGAAUUCAGCGUGUUAAAUAUCCUAGUAAAUCUAAUCUUUGUUGUUAAUUAGCUUAUGUAAAACAGCAUUAGACUGAACCGGUUAGAGAGAAGCAAUGCCGUAGCAUGGUCCAUCAUGGGAAAGUGGGAUCUAACUUUUUGCAAAAAGGCUUACAGCCUCGGAAACUAUGCAUUUUAUAACUUCCCUUA